Spodoptera frugiperda (fall armyworm) is the source of this 1232-nucleotide messenger RNA. Its product is annotated as arrestin domain-containing protein 2. Gene Ontology annotation, biological process: protein transport. Gene Ontology annotation, cellular component: cytoplasm. The transcript has 6 exons. Bases 190 to 1083 code for a protein of 297 amino acids. The record is from RefSeq and is a predicted model, not a curated record. Lineage: Eukaryota; Metazoa; Arthropoda; Insecta; Lepidoptera; Noctuidae.
UCAAUUUGUUACCACUCAAGCUAAUUAAUCGCCACCAAUUUACGAGCUCUUAUCAUCUGUCAUCAUUGUUAUCUAAUACAUAUCGGGGUUAUCAAGCUGCCGAUAGCAAUAAUUAUGUAUUAUGAAGAAGGCGGAGUGGCUAAGUUAUUUUUGUUGUGAACGCAAUAUUGUAUUAUAUUUACAUUUGCGAUGGCAUGUACUAUAAACUUUAAUAGUGAUUCCACGGGCAGUUUUUAUGCGGGUGAUAUCGUGACUGGAACUGUUAUUUUGGAAUUGAAGAAUGAACAAAAAUUUCAAAGCAUUGAUUUAAAAGUAACGGGAUUAUGUAAAGCCCAGUGGACCAGACCUAUGCCUACAAUGCCGUACAUAAAAAUUUAUUCGGAAAAGAAAAAAGUUCUUAGCUUGCUAAUGACUGAUAUUUUCAGGGAUUUGAGCGUUGGGAGCGUGCUGCCGGCCGGCAUUCACCAUUAUCCAUUUCACUUCGCAUUACCUCCAGAUUUACCGUCAACAUUUGAUAGUUCUGUUGCCAAAAUAACUUACACAGUAAAAAUACAAAGUAAGCCAGCUUACAAACUCAGAAAAUUAGCAACAUUCAAUGUAUUUGCAAAUGUUAAUAUAAACCACAUGGAAGAAUAUUUGAUGCCGACAUUCAACGAAUUUCAUAAAACGUUUAGGAAUUCUGGAAAAUUUACGAUUUGCAUUAAAACCUACAGGGCUUUUGCUCCUAGGCAAACUAUUCCCUUUGAAGUAACAUUAGUUAAUGAGAAAAAAGUAAAAAUUCGAAAAAUCGUCAUAUCGUUAAUUCAGAAAAUAAAAUACAGCGUGCAUUCAGGUUAUGCUGAUGAGGAGAGAAAAAUGUGCAAGGCAGAAUACAGAAAGUUUUCUCUAAAUAUAGCUGAGCUAUGUUUCUUCAAUAUGGAGAUCCCUCAUAUUAUACCUUCUACUAUGGAUAUUGAGGAUCCCAUGGUCCACAUAUCGUAUAUUUUUAGGAUUCAAGUUAUUUUUCCAUUCCACACUUCUCUACAGGAAGAUAUGUCAGUCAUAGUGGCGACAGCACCCGUUUUACAUUACGAUUUUAAAUAAAUGAAAUAAAUCAAUUGAAUACAUUUGUAAGUUUGACUAUUAAUUUAAGACACAUUUUUUAGCAUUUUUACUUAUUGCCAUUACUUAUUAUGUAUUAUUAAAUUAUUUAAAGUAAGAAUUAUCAAAAUAAAUUAUUUUUGUAUUAACAA